Molecule: messenger RNA, 1840 nt
Organism: Esox lucius (northern pike)
Lineage: Eukaryota; Metazoa; Chordata; Actinopteri; Esociformes; Esocidae
Product: zona pellucida-like domain-containing protein 1
Exons: 11
Coding region: 170-1348 (392 amino acids)
Cellular component (GO): cell surface
Source: RefSeq, a predicted model, not a curated record
CCUUCUACAUGGACAAUAGACUCUAACACAGUAACUGAAAUAGGUUGUUUUCACUUCAAAACAUCAGCUGAUUUCAUGACAGGGGGGGGAGAAGAAGAAUGUUAUCUUAAUUACUGGAUACUGUCUUUUUAAAAGAAAAUAUUUGAAAGGGCAGAACAAAAUAGGCACCAUGUUUUCCAUCGGAUGCCUUUCUGUUCUGGUGGCUGUUCUCAUCCAGCCCGCCUUCUCUGCUGCUUACAACUGCUCUGAUAGCUAUAAGAGGGUCCCAGUCAACAGCGAUUUGAAGGUGUUCUGUGGCGCCACUACGAUCAACCUGGAGGUGAACCUGUGCACGGCUCUGUGGGCGGGUUUCGACCCGGCCGGUCUGGCUCUGAACGGGGAGAAAAACAAGAGCCAGUGCCAGGGCUCGAUUGACACUAGCGUGGACCCGCCCAUCAUGCGUUACCAGCUGCCUGUCAACGAUAGCCAGGAGAACCCCUGCCGCCAGUCACUGCAGAUUGUGGACGAAGUCCCUGAUUCGUCGGGUCCAUUCAGCUCUUUCUCCAGUGUCCAGUCGGUCAUCAUAACAGGUUACAUCAACACCCCUGGCUUGUCGGAAGGCGUCGUAAGCUACACCACUGACCUCUAUUACCAAUUUUCCUGCCACUACCCGCUGGAAUACUUUCUAAACAACACAAAGAUUGUGUCGUCAUCUGUUGCAGUGGCUAUGAGUGGGAACAAUGGGACAUUUAUCAACACCUUGAGUAUGAAUGUUUUUAAUGAUUCUGGUUACACCUACCCACUGGUUGUUCCACCAGCAGGACUGGGAUUACGUACCAAGAUCUAUGUGGAGAUCAAGGCCACCAACCUCACAGAGAAUUUGAAUCUGUUGCUUGACCACUGCUUUGCCACUCCAUCUCUGUACAACCUGACAGACAAUGAGGUGUUCAACUUAUUUACAGGAUGCACUGUUGAUCCACGGACGUCUGUCUUGAUGAAUGGGAUUUCCAAGAUAUCCAGAUUCUCCUUUGAAGCCUUCCGCUUCGUAUCCCACAAAAACCUGGACAAGUCUAGUAUCUACCUGCACUGCAUUCUCCGAAUGUGUGAGGCUAGCAAGUGUCAGGAGAUGCUUGGGGGUUGCCCAAACAAACGCAGAAAAAGAUCUCCAGGGCCUUUUGGAUCGGAGUCAGCAGAAUCCACCACAGUGUCAGUGGGACCUCUCUAUUCUGCUAGAGAAGAGAGAAGACCAGAUGCGUUGCCAUAUGGCAGUGGAGGCCUAGAGUCAGGAGGUGGCAGGGUUACCUACACAGGACUGCUGCUGGGGAUCCUCUUUGGCACGCCCUGCCAUCUGGUCCUAGGGAUCCACUGAGCUGGUGGUCAGCGCCUUGCUUUUGACUGGUGGGUGUCUUGGGCCAAUGACUUCCCGGCAACCUACUAGUUCGCCGUGGAGCCCUGAUUGGGUGUUUCAGAUUUCCAGUGAUAUUAAAAAUGUUUGUAGUCAAAAAUACACACUAGAAAACCUUGAUGGGGAUCUUUUAUGAAAAGAAUUAGACAUCCUGGUUUCUCAUUCUCCUUGUAUUUUAGAUGAAGUCUCUCCAACCCUGAUAUGCUAUAUCAAUUACCAGGUAUGAAGGACGUUUAAAUGCCUGACUUGUGUUGCAAUAUUGAAAAUUUGGCACUAACCACAAUAAUUUUCCUACAGUUUAUAUAUACGGUUCAUGUAUUGUAUUGUAUAAGAUGAGGCAGUAUCAUUAAAUUGUUAUAAUUUGUCUGGCACUUCUGACUUUUGCACUUAAAGUUGCACUGCUGGUGACUCCAUGGACACACAUGGCCAAAUGUCUAUACAAGCAAUUUGUGUACA